Messenger RNA from Populus euphratica (Euphrates poplar), 869 nucleotides. RefSeq names its product chlorophyll a-b binding protein 6, chloroplastic. The coding region runs from base 37 to 771 and encodes 244 amino acids. The transcript is spliced from 4 exons. NCBI's taxonomy places the organism in Eukaryota, Viridiplantae, Streptophyta, Magnoliopsida, Malpighiales, Salicaceae. Gene Ontology annotation, cellular component: membrane. The record is from RefSeq and is a predicted model, not a curated record. Gene Ontology annotation, biological process: photosynthesis, light harvesting.
CUCAACUUCACUUCGCCACAGAUUCUAAGAGAAUAUAUGGCCGCCACCAAUACAUUGAUGAGCUGUGGCAUUGCCUCUGCUUUCCCUUCACUCCUUUCAUCUUCAAAGUCCAAAUUUGCCUCUUCAAUUCCACUUCCUAGCGUCAAUGGCACCUCCCGUGUCACCAUGUCAGCUGAAUGGAUGCCUGGCCAGCCUCGUCCUCCUUACCUUGAUGGCUCAGCCCCAGGUGACUUUGGGUUCGACCCACUUAGACUGGGUGAGGUCCCUGAGAAUCUCGAGAGAUACAAGGAGUCUGAGCUCAUUCACUGCAGAUGGGCUAUGCUUGCUGUUCCUGGAAUCCUAAUACCAGAGGCCUUAGGUCUGGGCAACUGGGUGAAAGCUCAAGAGUGGGCUGCAACCCCAGGUGGCCAAGCUACUUACUUGGGCCAACCAGUUCCAUGGGGGACCCUCCCUACCGUCUUGGCCAUUGAAUUCGUUGCCAUCGCCUUUGUAGAGCACCAACGUAGCAUGGAGAAAGACCCAGAGAAGAAGAAAUACCCUGGUGGUGCUUUUGAUCCUCUGGGCUACUACAAGGACCCUAAGAAGUUCGAGGAAUACAAAGUCAAAGAAAUUAAAAAUGGUCGUCUAGCUCUGUUGGCAUUUGUUGGGUUCUGUGUGCAGCAGUCGGCUUACCCUGGCACUGGACCAUUGGAGAACUUGGCAACUCACUUGGCUGACCCAUGGCACAACAACAUUGGGGACAUUAUCAUCCCUAGAACGAUUUCGCCUUGAAAAAUCAAACAUGGCUUCGAGUUUCUACUGUAAAUUCCAUGUAACCAUGAAAUGCUGUGAAAUUUAUUGCUCUCUCGGCCAUGCCUCAAUGAUCAACA